GAGUUCUUUUCUCCUAAUUUGAAGGUUUGUCGAUGAAUAAUUUAAAUGAGCCUCCCAGUUGGAACAUCCACCCUAAUGCCCGGGACGAUGGAGGCCAUGGCAGCAAAUGGAAUUAUGCCUUGUUGGUUCCAAUGCUGGGACUGGCUGCCUUCCGAUGGAUCUGGUCCAGAGAGUCGCAGAAGGAGAUAGAAAAUGAAAGGAAAAAGUUCUAUCAAAAACUGUCAACAGUACAAAGAGAGCUUGAAUCGAAAUACCGUGACAUAAUUAUUGAAAAUCGCCGUUCGGUUGCCCACUUAGAGCUAGAACUGGAAAAAGAACGGAACAGAACGUCAAGUUACCGUGAAGCCCUUGUCUCCCAGAGCCGUAAAUUGGUGGAGGAAAGAAGAACCCUGGAAAAAGAGCAUGCCCAGCUGGAACAAGAAAGAAAGAUCCUGCAGCAUUCUGGGGCCGCUGGCGCUUUGUACCAGAGCUGUCUGGAGAAAGAAGCAGAGUGGCAAAAGAGAGCUGGCGCUUUGCUCAAGGAGUUUGAAGAAACUCUCACCGAAAGGCAGGAGAUCUACUGCAGCCUCAUGCUUCCCAGAAACCGGCGACUGGAAAUUGAGAAAAAUUUGCUAAUUAGAGCAGCAACUGAUCCAAUUGCUUUGGACUUGGGCAUGGAGAUGGGCUUGAAAGAUAUCUUUAGGCACGAUACCUAUUGCAGCAACUUGCUAAACACCAAUAAACGUCGGAAUGGAAGGCUGAUGUGGCUGUACCUCCGAUACUGGGAAUUGUCUGUAGAACUUAAGAAGUUCAAGAGGGUGGAGAAGGCCUUGUUGGGAAAUUAGUGGCUCUCAGUGUCAGUUACAAGUGAGUUCUUCUGGUGAGCAUAUUGAUUUUCUUGUGCUUUCCCACCACAGUCACCUGCUGUUGUGUCUUCUUAAGUAUUCAUUGCCACUUCCUUUGAAUGGUCGCGAUAAGGUAGCACUACAAUGCUGUGUGUCAGUUAAGCGUUUCUUAGGACUCAAAAAGGAUAGGACUUGAAGCUCCCAUCACCUGCAUGGCAACCCUUUUUUCCACUCUGCUUGGAAGCAACUAUCCUAAUUCUAUCUAUCUAUUUAAGGCUGAGAUGCUGUAUAACAGCAUCUCAGGUUCGCGCACCGUUUGUGAUCUAAACUGGGCAAAAAUGUUGCUUCACAGGGCCCAUGUGGAAGCAAAAUAGAUAUGACACUAGCUGAAAAAAUGCUUUGUCAGCCUCGUGACAACCUGGUAAGACUUCCAGGAGUUUUAAGUUUUAUCCGCUCUCCCUAAUCAUGUUCCUUGGAAAUUAGACUAUUCUGUUUUCUCUUACUGUCCUUUGCUCUAUUAUUCUCACUGUCAGGUAAGGACAGUGAUGGAAAAUGAGUACAGCUACGGAUGGGAUGUACAAACCAAAUGGGAAGAACUCAGUAAGGUUGAGAACCUGGAGAGACCCGUGGAUGGGAUGUAAGCAGAAGAAAAUGUUUAUUUGAUAAAGGCUGCGGAUCAAAUUUAUAACCAACCUUCUCCCUUUUUAAAGGACUACGAUGAGGCUCCAGGAGUCAGUGUGCCUUUUGAAACAGAUAGCAAAAUCCCUCUAUUCCUCCACCCAGCCAGUACUUCACCCACUUACUGCCAUGUGGACGGAGACAUCCCAGUUGGCCUUGCAGCUUCACUUAGAAGCUCUUUCACCCUUUUGAUACUUGAAGUCAGUUGAAUCAAAUCACCUUGGAGUCUUCCGAGGCUUUCUACCCAUCUCAGGUUCAGGUUCCAUUCUUCUAGCCCCUCCCUGGGCUGCCUGAGCUCCUUCUCCUGGCCUUUAGGUUCUUAUCAGUCCAGCUCUCUAAAGCUGUUGAUUUCUACUUCUCUCUUCCAGCUGCCUGCCUGGCGUGAGCACCUUCUCUUUUUCGCUCUCCUUAUAGACCUGCUCAGGAAGGUUCCAACCAAUCAACUGCUGACAGUUGCCAGGCUUCAUUCUGAUUGGUGCCUGUGUUGUCCAACCACAUUCAGUACUUGAUAAUCCUAAGCAUAGAAUCAUGGAGUUGAAGGGAUCUCCAGGAUCAUCUAGUCGAACCCCCUGCACAAUGCAGGAAAUCCUUCCUCAGAUUGUCUCUAGGUGAAACCCUAUUGUAAAGCUGAAACCUUCUUUGUUACCUUGUAACUUCCCCUUAGCAAGUCACUGGGUUAAGCCAACAGACUAGUUUCUGAGAAUACAUUGUAUAAUUUCAAAACCAUCAUGUUUUCUGUAAGUAAACAAAACAAAAGAUUUUGCAGCA
Messenger RNA from Heteronotia binoei (common prickly gecko), 2270 nucleotides. RefSeq names its product coiled-coil domain containing 127 (gene CCDC127). The transcript has 2 exons. The record is from RefSeq and is a predicted model, not a curated record. NCBI's taxonomy places the organism in Eukaryota, Metazoa, Chordata, Lepidosauria, Squamata, Gekkonidae. Bases 33 to 824 code for a protein of 263 amino acids.